Messenger RNA from Paramacrobiotus metropolitanus, 2555 nucleotides. RefSeq lists its product as uncharacterized. Bases 318 to 2555 code for a protein of 745 amino acids. The transcript has 9 exons. NCBI's taxonomy places the organism in Eukaryota, Metazoa, Tardigrada, Eutardigrada, Parachela, Macrobiotidae. Gene Ontology annotation, molecular function: ATP binding; protein binding; protein serine/threonine kinase activity. Gene Ontology annotation, biological process: peptidyl-serine phosphorylation; autophagy. Gene Ontology annotation, cellular component: cytoplasm. The record is from RefSeq and is a predicted model, not a curated record.
CAUAUCGAUAAAAGCUGGUAAACUACAGUAUCAUGUAUCAACUAUAUCAAUGCCAAUUGCCAACAAUCUCAAACUGCUCUGUCAUUGAAGUACGAAGUGCUGAACAUGUCGUCCUUUGACGCAGAUAAAUAUGGAGAGCAAUAGUUUUUCGGCUUUAGAAGCUACAGUCACCAGAAAACUGUUACUCCAUAGUCUAUACAAUAUGCGGCUAGUGUUCUCUGCUUUCAAACACUAAAACGUCUGAGUACACCAAACGCGGUGGAGUUCAUCUCAAAAAAGUUUACGUCAGCUUAAACGGGAAUUUGUCGUGUAUUCUUAUGGAAAUGACGGAUAACGGUAUCAGCGAUUCCGGUGUAGUCGAGGAAAUUGGCAGCAGUAUCCAGUACCGCUACACCAAAACGGAUUUUAUUGGCCGGGGAACGUUUGGAAUAGUUUACAAAGCCAAAGUCAGAAAAUCAGUUUUUCGAUUUCGCGCUCCGCCGGAGCCAGAUUUCGUAGCCGUCAAAGUGAUGCACCUUGCUAUCAAUUCCGAAACUAUUGCCAAUCAGGAAAACUGGAUGAGAGUGGCGAAAAGACUGAGACAACUUACUGAACUGAAACACAAUCAUCUCGUGCUUUAUCACAAGGUUUCCAUCACCAAAUCUUCCGGCGGUGUGACAGUGGAAUUGGCAAUGGACUAUCAUAAAGGUGAUCUUGCGUCGUUUUUAAGGGAAGCUAAGGAAAACGCAACCCUUUUGAACAACUGGGAAAAAGUGAUCCGAUUCGCAGGGGACAUGACCCAAGGACUUGAAUUCCUCCAUCAAAACGGCAUCAUUCACGGCGAUUUGAAGCCUGAAAAUAUACUUCUAAGCGUUUCGCGAAAUGGCAGCGAAAAACUGGUGAUUGGCGGUUUGGACGAUCUGGUGCAAAUGAAAGAAAGCGCCACCUGCUCUGCAGACAUUUCCCAGUUACGAGGAACAACGCGCUAUAUGUCGCCGGAAAUGCUGAGGAAGUUCUCCCAACAAGAAGCGGCGCGACCAGGACGAAAAACGGAUAUGUGGAGUCUGGGCUGCAUCAUUCUGGAGAUGGCCGAAAGCUGUGUGCGGGGCGCGCCAAAAUUUGAGGGGCAUCUGUGUCGCCCGUUAGCGGUAACAGGCAACAAAAUUGUAGCUGCGGGAAGGACACGUUACGGUGACGUCAAAAAAAUCAAAUUCCAUUUGUGGAAUGUCGACGAGGGAACCUGGGGUCAACACGAGCUAGAUCCUUCUUUGGAUAUAUAUCAGCAUACAAUGGUAACUGCGGUAGAGGACAAGGCUUACUUCUUUGCCACUACCGGAAUCUUUACAGAAGUGAACAUGUCUACAUGCAAAAUUGCACCUUCAACUCAACCAAAUCAAUGCCCUGCUACCUUUCUACGAGCGGCGGCCACAUGCCGUGAGCGGAUAUUUUAUGCCACUGACAGCCGCCUCUUGCAGUAUGACACGGUGAUCAAGGAAUGGAAGUACUUACCAGAUCGGCAACAACGGCGCUUCGAUUUUGCAAUGGCUGUGGUCAUCGGACACGUAUACAUUAUGGGCGGAAAGUUUUGGAACGACGCUGCGCUGAACUAUACUGCAACAGCUGAGUGUAUUCGUUUGAAACUGGGUAGCACAACGUGGGAAAAGAUUGAACCACUUCAUCAGCCCAGAUUCUGGCAUGCUGCUUGUGUUGUCAAGGAUCGAAUAUACAUCUGCGGCGGUAGGCAUACUGGAAUCAGGAAGGCCGUUACGAUAGAGGUUUACGAUACCAGAGCCGACGCAGGUUGGUCGACUGUCAAUUUGUCCCCGAAGGAUAACGAACAAUUUGCAGCCUCGCUGGCUGAAUACAAUAAUUUGUGGGGUACACGUGCCUUCACGGUUUCCGUCAAUCGUUACAGUACCACAAGUUACAAUAAAGAACGCAAACUGCAACCAAUUGAACCCGAAGUAAACUUCGUCCACCUAUUUAAUCGGUGUAAACGCAUUGGUGGUUGUUUGAUUACUGAUGCUAACCAAACGGAAACGGGAUGCAAUGCGCUCCCCCGCUCUCGAUCGCCAGCGCCCGUCGUUUUCGCAGUGGAAAUCUGGUCGCAACCGGCGUUCUUCUCGGCCGCCGAGAAUAACGCCGGCUGCGACCAGACCUGCUCGUUGACGUCAAAGCAGCGCUUCUUCCUGCAGCCAAUGAGAUCCAUCCGCAUGCGAAUAUCCAGCGCAAUGAAAACUAUAAAGACUCUGGAGGAGAUCACACAAGGGCAAAAGGGAGAACUGCAAAGUCUGAGACAAACCCUGGCUGACAUGGAGAUCAUUAAAGCAAGUCAAGAAACAGCUGCAGAAAAGCUGGACAUUUACCAUGGCACAAGUGCUCAACCAAAUCAGAAUGAAAUUAGAUUUCAUGUGUUUGAGCGAAUGAUCGAUCAGCUCUUCCAAACAUACGAGCCCCAGGUGGAUGCAUCCAGUUUCCAGGCGCUGUCCGAUACAACCUCCUUGUGGCUCGAAGAACAAUGCAGUCCCUCCAGCAUCAUGGCCUUGACAAAUGCAGUUUUGCGUGAUUGCCAGUGA